This is a messenger RNA of Pyrus x bretschneideri (Chinese white pear), 1281 nucleotides long. Its product is annotated as cysteine synthase-like. Bases 112 to 1089 code for a protein of 325 amino acids. The record is from RefSeq and is a predicted model, not a curated record. The transcript is spliced from 11 exons. NCBI's taxonomy places the organism in Eukaryota, Viridiplantae, Streptophyta, Magnoliopsida, Rosales, Rosaceae. Gene Ontology annotation, molecular function: cysteine synthase activity. Gene Ontology annotation, cellular component: cytoplasm.
CACAAGGCGUGCUCAUCAGCUGUGUGGUGGUGAUCAUCUUACGGUCUCAAAAGGAAUAAAUUUUAGGUACCAGGUGUGUUUUCGGUUGCAGUAAUCUGCAAAAGAAGCAAAAUGGCCGUUGAGAAGGCCGGCAUCGCCAAAGAUGUCACUGAAUUAAUUGGAAAAACCCCGUUGGUGUAUCUGAACCAUGUCAUGGAAGGUUGUGUUGCUCGUAUUGCUGCCAAAUUGGAAAUGAUGGAGCCCUGCUCCAGUGUAAAAGACAGGAUUGGUUAUAGCAUGAUUGCAGAUGCUGAGGCGAAGGGCCUUAUCACACCUGGACAGAGUGUCCUCAUCGAGCCAACAAGUGGUAAUACUGGGAUAGGAUUAGCCUUCAUGGCAGCAGCUAAGCAUUACAGGCUUAUCAUUACAAUGCCUGCUUCAAUGAGUCUUGAAAGAAGAAUCAUCCUCCGGGCCUUUGGAGCUGAGUUGGUUCUCACAGAUCCUGCAAAGGGCAUGAAAGGGGCUGUUCAGAAGGCUGAAGAGAUAUUGGCAAAGACACCUAACGCCUACAUUCUUCAGCAGUUUGAAAAUCCUGCCAACCCUAAGAUACAUUAUGAAACGACUGGACCAGAGAUAUGGGAAGGUUCGGGAGGGAAAGUAGAUGCUUUUGUUUCUGGGAUAGGCACAGGUGGAACUAUAACAGGUGCAGGGAAGUUUCUAAAGGAGAAGAACCCUGACAUAAAGCUGUAUGGUGUGGAACCAGCUGAAAGUCCAGUCCUAACUGGAGGAAAGCCUGGUCCCCACAAGAUCCAAGGAAUAGGAGCUGGUUUUAUCCCGGGUGUUUUGGAAGUCAAUAUCAUCGAUGAAGUUGUUCAAAUAUCAAGUGAUGAAGCAAUUGAAACAGCGAAGCUUCUCGCACAUAAGGAGGGUUUGCUUGUGGGAAUAUCAUCUGGAGCUGCUGCCGCCGCUGCAAUUAAAAUUGCAAAGAGACCAGAAAAUGCUGGAAAGCUCAUUGUUGUGAUAUUUCCAAGCUUUGGGGAGAGGUAUCUCUCCUCUGUCUUGUUUGAGUCCGUGAGACGGGAAGCCGAAAGCAUGACUUUCGAGCCCUGAGCUGAUUCCUCGGUUUCUGGCUGCUUCAAGUUUUAACCGGUGGAACCGAAUUGUCUCGCUUCUUAAGUUAAAACUAACAUAAUCCGGUAGUGUUUUACUUAUGUUGUCGGGGUUUUGGCUGGUUCUCUAUACAAUUCUGAAGUGCAACUUCACCCGUUUAAGAGUUUUCCAGACUAUUACUAUUCACAUUAA